AUGUUUAGGUUCAAUCGAAAUGAAAAUGGAUUGCCCAACCUACAUUGUGUGCAACCAUCAAAGGUAUUGGUUACAAAAUGGUCUUGGCAAGCAGUUCCCAUGUGGGCUAACUUCCCUGUGCAACAUGACGGUCAAAAAAUUAAUCUCAUGGGGAAUAAGAGCAAAGUAGAAUCACUUACUGUUUGUGAUAUUACAGAUGCUUCGAUUUCGAAACAAAAUUCUUUCGAUGAACCAUCCAGUUCCUUUGUUACUCCACACUCAAGUGCUCCUCCAUUGUCUACUGUUGUUCAGCCUGAGGAUGAAAUAAGACUAGAAGAGUUUCUUAAAGUUCAUGGAUUUCGGUGGUAUCAAGUUGUGAUAUUUCUCAUUUCUAUAAUCAGUUACCUCGCAGACAUUGCAUCCGAUGCAUACUUGGUUUAUACGUAUUAUAUUCAGGAAGAUUACUACUGGUCUAGUUUAACAAUGAUUUUCAUGGUUGUUCCCGCUCUCUUGAUGUCCAGUUUCAGUCUUGCGUGGUAUUUCAUUGACUAUAAAGUUCGAGUUGAUCCUCCGCGCAGCUAUCGAGCAUGGACGUUUAGACUGUUGUUUCAUGGACUCCAGUUGGCCCCACUAGUGAGGGCAGCUGAUGCUAUCUACUACGGUAUAGCAAGUCGACAACCCGGGUUAAGUCUUCGUGUAGCUGCACAAUAUACGCAGUUGAUGCUUUAUGAAGAUGCUGAUUGUGCUAUGCUUCGUUUGAUUGAAUGUUUCACUGAAUCCGCUCCACAACUUCUGUUACAGUUGUACAUUAUUUUAACGCAACCAUAUCCUGCACCUAAAUUUCAAAUGACUGCACAAUUUGUUUCAUGUGUGUUUUCAUGGCUUUCAUUGGCGUGGUCGUUAACCUACUACCAAACUGCUCUACGUAGUUCACGUAUUGAAAAAGGAAAUAUCCAGACCUUAGGUAUUAUAUUCUUCUUUUUCUGGAAGGCUGGAGUGCUAGCAUCACGAUUACUGGCUCUAGGUAUACUUGCCUCCGUUGUCAAGGGAUUUUGGUUUGUAGUAGCGCUCGGUAUUCAUUGGUUGUUGGCUUCUGGUUGGUUAAUCACUCGCGGGACGACGUUUUGUUCAUCUAAUUCACGAGCGUUAGGAGAACUAACCUUUGAUUUUGUAUUAGGUGCAGUUUAUUGUUUUGACGUGGUCAAUAUUCGUGAAGGACGAAGUCGAAUGUGGUAUGGAUCAUGUUACUUAAUAUUUGGCAUUGAAAACUCGGUAUGUGCGUCAUUAUGGUGGGUAACACAUUCAUUUAUUAAUGCAAGUCUUCCAAAAAGUGUGUUCAAAAAUCAACCAUCCACGUGGAACACCGUCUUACCUCCAUACACUCUUCUUAUUAUUGUGAUAUGCAGUUUUUGUAUGGGCAUAGUGAUGAUGAUCGUUUAUUACAUUACGUUUCAUCCAUCGGGAAAGAUUGAAUUAUGCAUUCCGUGUGAUGAACUGAUAAUAACUUCAGAACGGCAAGAUUCAUUAACCGUCGAUCCAAAUAUUCAACUGUCAGAGAAAACUAUUCAGUUAUCAGUGAAAUCAUAA
Schistosoma curassoni is the source of this 1566-nucleotide messenger RNA. NCBI's taxonomy places the organism in Eukaryota, Metazoa, Platyhelminthes, Trematoda, Strigeidida, Schistosomatidae. The record is from the annotation of a GenBank genome assembly.